UUCCCACACCGCAGGUAAUUGGACUUUUUAGGAAAAAAAAAAAAAAAAAACUCCGAACAAACACCGUAAGGACAAGAAGAAGGCGGCGGGAAGCCCAGGUGGGCCAAAUCGGACAUGGGACCGCGCCGCGCCGCACGGGAGGGACCCGGUGUCGCAGGAAGAAGGCGGCGUUCCUGAAGAACACCAAGGAGUUUCUAUAUUUUUUUCUAGUUUUUUUUUUUUUAUAUAUAUUAGGAAGUGGGGGGGGGUGGCAAGUUGUGGCAUUUGACGUGUGGGAACGAUGCGCCCCGACCGCCGCUUCAUCCUGCUGCUCCUCAACGGAACCGCUUGUUUGGUGGCCCUAAGCCAGGAGGAGCACCCCUCCAGCCCAAAGAGCGCCUCAGGAGACCCCUCCAAGACGGUGGGGCUCCUCAGCGGCCAGUCUCCCCUGUCGCCUCUCAGCCGCUGGAUGCUUCACGGCAGGAGCCGGGCGGCCAACGCCACCUCCAUGGAGCUGCCCUACCGCUCGCCGGCGGCUUUCUCCAAGCAGGAGUUUUCCAAACAGGAAUUCUGGGAGAUGCUGGGCAGCGACCUGCUCAAAAGCGACACGUCGGGCUCCCGGGUCAAGCGGCGGCCCAUCGUGAAGACGGGCAAGUUCAAGAAGAUGUUUGGCUGGGGAGAUUUCUACUCCAACAUCAAGACGGUGCGGCUGAACCUGCUCAUCACCGGCAAGAUCGUAGACCACGGCAACGGCACCUUCAGCGUCUACUUCCGCCACAACUCCACGGGGCAGGGCAACAUCUCGGUGAGCCUGGUGCCGCCCGUCAAGGCGGUGGAGUUUGACCUGGAGCGCCAAAGCGUGGUCUACCCCAAGGACUCCAAGAUCUUCAACUGCCGCGUGGACUACGAGAAGGUGGACCGCAGCAAGCGCACCUCGCUUUGCAACUACGACCCGUCCAAGACCUGCUUCCAGGAGCAGAUCCAAAGCCACGUGUCCUGGAUCUGCUCCAAGCCUUUUAAAGUCAUCUGCAUCUACAUUUCCUUUUACAGCACGGACUACCGCCUCGUUCAGAAGGUCUGCCCGGACUACAACUACCACAACGAGAUGCCCUACUUGCCGUCGGGUUAGCGGACUUUUGGGGGAGGCGAGGCGGGUGUCGGCGAGGGGGCGGGGGGGCGCUGUGUAGCCUGACCGGAGGCAGAUUGGAACGAUAUAUGCAAAACCAAAACAACAGUAUGCACACCACAGUCAUGUGGAGUGGCCCGGUAGAGGACAUUGCGUAAGUUCUGACCUGAAACCGAAUCCGUCUGCCCCCCCAUUGAGUCCCUCGUCUAUCCGGUGUGUGUCAAGAAGCUAGGAAAUAUUUCAGCGUGUAGACCGUAACUUCCUUCCGUUAUUGACUUCCGUCCAAACGGUUGAAUGUAAAGCUAAAGACAAAGUUCCGGUUGUCCCGAGACGUGGUCUAUGGUCUACGGUCUAUGAGGUUGAUGUUGAUGUUGAGGGAAGACCACAAAGAUAAAAUACCAGAUCAAACCCGAUCAAACUGCUGGUCCUACCAACUAUGGACUUUCCUAGCUUAAACAUUAGCUUAAACAUUAGCUCGGUCUGUCAGGACCUUCGAAUGAACCCCAAGUGGUCCUGACACUAGGAUUGGUUUUCCCGAGCAUUGCCAAUGUACCCUUGAGCAAGGCACGGAACCCCUAACUGAUAUUUACAAAUCCAAACAGGUUUACUUGAGGAACUCAAGGUUUCCACCCGGCACCCGGGUUCCCCCAUUUGAGUCUGGAUCAGUCAGUAAACCUUCCCAGGUCGGGUGCCCAGAAACGGAAACAAGAAGUAUCUCCAUAUGUACUACACCAUACUGAGUAUUUUUACAGCCAACAAGAUCUUUUAAUUGAAGUUGUAAUGCAGCGGAGACUGCAGUGCCGUCUUUUGGGGGCAGGGGGGGCGGUUGGGAGGGGGGGGGGGGUAGCGGAAGAUAAAAGAUUACAUUCUGUUGCCGUCAGGAUUCCUGAUUUCACGCCUUGAUAACUUUCACCGUUUCUGACAAACACGCCGCUUGCCGCAGUUAUUGCAGAGAAAUGAAAAUAUUAUCAUAAUAAUUGCGUAUCAUUUAAUCUGCGUUUGAAGUAAUUACGCUUUCAGCGAGGGGGGGGGGGUGCCCCCCGCCUCCCCCCGAACGCGCUGCAUUCCUCCACAUCAUUGCCGGCGGAUGCGGGAACGGACGCGGUCGGAGUUAAACGUCCUGGUUAGGAUAAACGGGCGCCGCCGGCCCGUCUCGUGUUGCGUUUGUAAACAAUAGCCAUGAAUUAGCUUGACCUUUGACACGGUGGGUGAGUGGGCCGAGUAUGCUAGCUUUUAAUUGGUAACGUAGCAUCGGCCUCCAUUGGCAGACACCCAUUCCCGACAUCAUCAAAGAAGAAAAGAUGCACAAAUUAACCUAAUCAUUAGGAAAUUGCUAAUUGGAAUUGGGGGGGGGGGUGUUUGAUGCUAGCCUCGUUUCUCAUUCAUUCCAUCCACAUCAGAGCCGUUAUUGAUUAGCGGAGCUUUACUGUCGAAACCGACAUCCUGACUGGAUGCCCCCCCCCCCCCCUUCCCCCCCGUGCUUGGUUUCUUAAUUAGCCCGACUUCUAUCAGCAUUACACGGCUUCCAUUGUUUACGGUGUAGUAGUUUGGGGGCGGGCUUCGUGUUCCGGGUGUCAGCAUAAAAAGCCGAGUAUGAUGCAUGGAUCCAGGAAGAAGCCAAUAAAUUUGGGUGUGCUGACUGGAGCUUUUUGUCCUUUGCCGUGUUUGCUCCCUAAAAAUGCCCUCCUGGCGUUCCGGGGGGGUGAGAUAAACAUCGAGUACGCCACGGCCUAAAAAAAAAAAAAAAAAAAAAGGCUUUUAACUGGAAUUAAAAGCCCUCCUGGUAUUUUGUUUUGGUCAGAAAACAGGAAAAUCCAAUUUGGAAUGAUUGGGAAAGAGUUGCAUUCAGAUGGGAACGUACCACUGAGUGAAAACGAUGUAAUCCGUAGGGUACGCGCAGACGGAACACCAAACUGUAGAAGAAGAAAGAACACAACUCCGUGCUUAUCUACAGUGGAAUUACGUUUGGGAGUCAUUUUGAAAAAAAAAAAAAAAAAAACUGGGGUGAGUUAUGUCAAUCAAAAUAUUCUGAUAUUACAUUGGCCUGUUGCUAGAGCUCACUUCUGGUCAUGUGACCUGACGGGGGGGCAUCGAUUCCGUUAAACAGCAGUUAGGCCGUCUAC
Molecule: messenger RNA, 3228 nt
Organism: Doryrhamphus excisus (bluestripe pipefish)
Lineage: Eukaryota; Metazoa; Chordata; Actinopteri; Syngnathiformes; Syngnathidae
Product: neurexophilin-1
Molecular function (GO): signaling receptor binding
Source: RefSeq, a predicted model, not a curated record